Messenger RNA from Megalops cyprinoides (Indo-Pacific tarpon), 2646 nucleotides. RefSeq names its product BTG3 associated nuclear protein. The transcript has 13 exons. The coding region runs from base 197 to 1717 and encodes 506 amino acids. Gene Ontology annotation, biological process: negative regulation of protein catabolic process; protein localization to nucleus. Gene Ontology annotation, molecular function: DNA binding. Lineage: Eukaryota; Metazoa; Chordata; Actinopteri; Elopiformes; Megalopidae. The record is from RefSeq and is a predicted model, not a curated record.
UUUCUCGCGAGGAAGGACGCCAUUAUCGGAAUCUCUACAAACAACACGAGAAUUCAUCAUUCACACGGAAUAUCAGAACUUCCCACCUGGCUCUGCCUCUUACGGUCUCCCCUACUUAUCAAUGAUUGUCUGAUACCUGUGAGAGGGGGUCUGUGAUUGGAGCGUUUUUGUUGCUUCUGUGGAAACCUCAGCCUGAAUGAUGUCAGAGCAGGACCUGGUGGAGAUGGUGCAGAUUGCAGUGGAAGAUUUGAACCAAGAAGACCACCCUGCUGUUUUAGAUGCUGAUGAUAAACCAGACCGGAAACGGCCGCGACUGGAGAUCAGCAGCCAGGAUGGAUCGCUCAAGUCCCUGCUAUACUCCAUCACUCAGACCAUCUGCCAGCGCCUGGACGGCAUUGAGACCAAGCUUCAGGCGCUGGAGGAGAAACUGGACAUGGUCAUGAAUAAGAAUCAGGGUCCCAUUCAGGUGCCUAUGGUGGCUGGGUCUCCACUGGGGGCCACACAGACCUGGAACAAAGUUCGCUGCGUUGUCCCUGAGACAAAUGUGAUUGUGAGCAGUGACCGGCCCAAAGGGGCGGGGCCAGAGGAGAUUAAUACCCGUGGGGCGGAGUCAUUGGAGAAUCUUCUUAGCAACACAACAAGUGGACGGAGACAGAACACCAUCCUGGUGAAGGUUCCGAUUCCGGAGGAGAGUCAGGAGGAGGUGGAGAGUGGCUCAGAAGCCAGUGACUCGGUGUCCAAUAGCGGCCAGGCUGCUGGCCAGAGCUCCAACAAUGUCACUGUCAUCACCCUCAACUCCGAAGAGGACUACCCAGGAGGCACCUGGCUAGGCGAUGAGAACAAUGUGGAGAUGCGUGUGAGGUGCCCGGUUUCGCCGGCUGACAUGUUGCACAUUAGCACCAACUGCCGCACAGCAGAGAAAAUGGCGCUCACCCUGCUAGACUACCUGUUCCACCGCGAAGUUCAGGCAGUCUCCAACCUCUCCGGCCAGGGAAAACAUGGCAAGAGACAGCUUGACCCACUCAUGAUCUAUGGCAUUCGCUGUCACUUGUUCUAUAAGUUUGGCAUCACUGAGUCUGACUGGUAUCGCAUCAAGCAGAGCAUAGACUCUAAAUGUCGCACUGCAUGGCGUCGCAAACAGCGCGGCCAGAGCCUGGCUGUCAAGAGUUUCUCCCGCCGGACCCCUGCCUCUCAGACCUCAGAGGGGGCUAGUGCAGCAGAGACAUCCCCUACAGAGAGCUCCACGCCACAGACCUUGCACUACACUCUGGCCAACAGCCAGCAGCUACAGAUCCAUCGCAUUGGGGAGGAUGGGCAGGUACAGGUGAUUCCUCAGGGACACCUGCACAUUACCCAGGUCCCCCAGGGGGAGCAGGUACAAAUCACACAGGACAGUGAGGGGAAUCUGCAGAUCCACCAAGUUCAUGUUGGGCAGGAUGGACAGGUCCUCCGGGGAGCUCAGCUGAUUGCGGUGGCGUCAACGGAUCCAGGGACUUCGGGUGUAGAGGGCUCACCACUGCAGGCUAGUGACAUCCAGGUGCAGUAUGUCCAGCUGGCCCCCGUCACAGAACAUGCUGCUGCUGUGCAGGGGACAGAACCGAUACCUGCCCAGCUGCAGACGGACCUGGAGGUGAAGCAUGAGGCCAUCCAGGUGCAGCAGGCAGAGAACGGGGAGGUGGUGCAGCUCCAAAUGCCCGUCAACACAGUGGGAACCUGAGGAGUGUGGCCUGGUGCAACUUUCUGUUUGCAUUGACUGACACAUAAGGGCAUGCUCCAAUAGGGUAUUGAGGGUGGGAUUUUUUUUUUAAUGAACGCAGGGCUGAAUUGCUAAACUAACCAGUGUGUUUUUGGUUUGUGUUUCUGUGCUAUGAUUGCAAAAGAAUGAUGUAAAGGAUGUCCAAUCAAGAGCCAAAAAAAUUUGUCAAAAAACUCUUUUUCAUGCUGCAGUCAUAGUGCAAAAACACGGCUUUGGAGUGGGAAUAACGGCACUGCUGCAGAAAUUUAGAGGAAGUAGGGAAAGAAUUGCCAGUGGCACAGAUGGAGCAUGGACCAUCAGAGGCCACAGCCCAAAAUUUAAUUUUGUCAGCCAAGCAUUUUACUGGAAAAUUUCCAUCAUUUAUCAGCUUGAUUAGCGAGAGCUGAUUUACAAUGAUGCAGUGAGCUCUCAGCUUCACAAAGAGCAAAGAGUUCAGCAACUUGGCCUGGUUGUCAUUGAAAUCCUCCCCCUCUCCCUCAGCUUCCAGUCUCUGUACUUCUUAAAACCUGUGCUGUAAGCCCAGCUCUGCAGUUGUCUAAAGUGAAUGUUAACCCAUGACAACUGGAGCUGUGCCUAGGCUUAAGAGGCUUGAAGGGGAGCUGUUAAUAAUGUAGAUUUAUUGCUUUUUUUCCUUAGAAACUUUGAUUUACCUUUUUAUUCACCUCUCACCCCCUUUGCCCCCUUAUCCUCUUCUCCUGAUGGCUGUUGUCUCUGUUUCACAAACCCAGCUGUAACAUGCUUCAGUAUUUGUUGAGAUUUUGUAGAAGGCAGAGUUUACUAGGACAUACCAGAAUCUGGCAAUGAACACAUGGAAUAUUAAGAAAAGAGAUGUUAUGUCUCUCUGCAUAACUUGCUUUCAGAAAUUUAUUCAGAUGAAUAAAAGUUCAUUG